Molecule: messenger RNA, 750 nt
Organism: Chanos chanos (milkfish)
Lineage: Eukaryota; Metazoa; Chordata; Actinopteri; Gonorynchiformes; Chanidae
Gene: rgs7bpa
Product: regulator of G protein signaling 7 binding protein a
Exons: 7
Coding region: 1-750 (249 amino acids)
Source: RefSeq, a predicted model, not a curated record
AUGAGUUCUGCACCGAAUGGGCGCAAAAACCGCCCCAGAACAGCCGGGACCAUUUUUCAAAUAGGCAAGCCUCCUUCCAGAGAGUCGGAGCGCAGAGAGAGCGCCGAAGCUCAGCGUGCAGUAGCCGACUGCAGAAUGGUUGUUCAGGAGUUCAAUACUCUCGUGGCCCUCUAUCGGGAGUUGGUCAUAUCUAUCGGUGAGAUAUCUGUCGACUGCCCUUCGCUACGCGCGGAGAUGCACAAGACGCGCACGAGAGGCUGUGAGAUGGCGCGAGCAGCACACCAGAACCUGUCUGCGAUUUCGGGUGCUGGCCCAGAGGAUGGAGAGAUUCACCCUGAGAUCUGCAGACUCUUUAUCCAGCUUCAGUGCUGUCUUGAAAUGUACCUCACUGAGAUGCUUAAGUCUGUGUGUCUACUGGGAUCACUGCAGCUCCACAGGAAAGGAAAGGACACCUCAGGACCAGCCAGGAUCGAGAGCAAAAUGGACGAAAGCUCAGACAUCCCCAUCCUUGAGGACACGUCCUCUUCUCCGAUGGACUACCCUCAGUCCUACCUCCUGGUUUCCACGGACAUCGACAACAUAGAGAGGGACAUGAGGGAGAUGAAGAACUUACUAAGUAAACUCAGGGAGACGAUGCCUUUACCACUGAAGAACCAAGAUGACAGCAGUUUGCUGAACCUGACACCAUAUCCCUUGGUGAGACAGAGGAAGAGGCGUUUCUUUGGGCUCUGUUGUCUUGUGUCAAGUUAA